CUGUGCAGUUCGCCUCUAUGGUAACGCGGAUAUAAAAUGGAGCCUUUACCUGCUUCAUAUUAUGGAGCUUUAGAUCAAUCUAACCCUGUUAUUGCCGCAUUUGAGAAGGAUUUAAAAGAGUUUAAAUCGUAUAUGAGAAGAAUUCGUGAUUCUCUAACUUUCGACCACUUUUCUUAUUCAAGAGGGUCUUUGAAACUGUUUGACAUCUGGAGGAAAUAUGAACCUCGUCUCCCUGGACCUUAUUAUGAAGAGCAUCUGCUGGACAUUGCAGAUUUUCUUUUCGAGAAUAAAUUUUACAGAUUGGCACUGUGGCAGGGAUACACACGCUACCUACAGCGGUUCUCCCCUGCUAGCUUGGAGAACAUCAGAAAUGUGGAGCAACUCAAGCAGGCCUUCUUCCCACAUGGCUUUCAUACUGCAGGAGCAAAGCUUACGCUCCGUGCUCUGUAUGGCGAAUGCUUGUGUGCUUUCUACUUGGAACGCGAGAGGUGCAAGCAGCCAGAUUGCAUCGGGAUGCAGAAACUUCUUAGCGUUCUCGCGUUUUUGCGCAUCACGAUGCAGGCCAUCCUGCCCCAUGAGAGCCUGUGCUGGAUGUUGUACAAUGGUUCUUUGUACAUCUAUAGCAUAUGUAGGUUCUUGAUGUCCGUGAGUCACUCUGCACAGGCUCUGGAGUAUUUACUAUGGGCAUGUGUGUGUCUGGAGACAUCCAUCCCACUGCUCAUUCCCAGUUUCCUGCCCUGGAGAGCCACACUCUACUGCAGUGUUUGUGAAUGUUACUAUGAUGGCCAGGCUGCUGUGCAGGCAGAGGUGUUUGCUAGACGAGCUCUUGGUAAAAUAGAUGAACUAGGGAAGCUGGAGAAGUUGAGUGGGUUCCCAUCAUCGCCGGAUACAACGCGAGCCUUUAAAGACGCCACCAUCAAAGUUGCAGUCAUGGUGUUUAAACGCUCAGUGUAUGAAUCUCGGAGGAAACCUAAAGGAUUUUUCAGGUUGAAACAGAAGGCCAGUCUCAGGGAUGGCCAGAAUAAUCCAUGGCCACGUACAACAACUGAGCGCAUCCUGAUGGAGCUGUUUGAGGGAAAUGCUGCUCAGUUCCUGGCGGUGUUGGAGGCUCUGUGGGACAGUUCCCGCAGACCCCUGCAGACUGGCACACCGGAUGACCCCGAUAUACAGGAGGUGGCAUUCGAGCUCAUGUCAGCUGGCGUCAGCAUACUAUCCGGAAAUGGCGGCUCCUCCGAUCGAGUCCGCAAUGACAGCCUGCCUUUGUCUCUGAAUGCCCUCACUCCGACUUGCACCCUCAUGGAGAUGGCAGUAGCUGGGGAGAAUCAGAUUUCAGUGGAUGCUGCAGUGAAGUUUGUGAAGCUGCUGUUUAGAUAUGAGCAGUGGGACGUGUUUUGCAGUCUUUCAGACAAUCUUGUGACAGUAGUGUCUAGCCUGGAAGGUCGUCUCUUCCGGAAGGCUGAGUUGGAGCUUACUCUGCUGGAAGCCAUGGAGCGUCUCAUGUCCACUCAAAGGGUUCGGUCUCUGGGGACCAAAGACCUCAUGGCUGAGGUUCAAACUGAUAAAGACCAAUCUUCAGGGCUAAUUAGCAUGACAGAAGAGCUCCUAAAUCUGGUCCAGACUCUGCAUGUGUGCGUGUGUGAGGCAGCCCAGGAUAUCAGACCGGAUGAGGACCUGGUGCUGGAUAUUGUACUGUUCCUCUGGGCGAAAUGUAAGCCUGUGUUUCAGAGAGCUCAGGCCAGACACUAUGACCCAGUAUGCUACAUGGCCAAAAUGGCUUUUCCAGAAAAGUGGGUCCAGACUCUGUUCCUUCUGUGUGAGGUGGCCUUUAUGUGUCAGCUGGCUGAUAUAGACCCGGUGGCAGUGGCUGAGAUGACUCUUAGACUGGCCUCAGUGCUGGAGGGCAGUGCAGACUCGCCUCCACUGACCAUCCCAACAAAAGACUCAAAUGAAGGCAGCAGUCUGCAGUCCACGCCUGUAGAGAAACCUACAGCCACGCCUACUGUGAACUCACAAGCUGAGCAUCUUGAGAUGGUGUGGACUGUGCUGGAGAAAGGCCUGGAGUGUGUGUCAAGAGGCAGGACUGUAUGUCUCCCUCGUGAUGCCUCUGCCAUCUCUGACACUGUGUACCUACAGAAGGUUAGUGGAGAACAUUUGAGAUCUUCUGGGGAUGGACAGAUUGAGACCACUAGCAGUUCACGCAUGAGAGCUCUCUCAAUGGAUAUGCAUAUGGAACUGCUGGCUUUCCAGCACAGAGUAUCCCUCAAACUCCUAGACGCCUACCCAGAUGAUGAGAAUCUUGAGGGGAGAAAGAGGCCACUUACGCAGAGUGCACAAGGACAGUCUACUGCUGUACAUUCAAAGAAAGCCAGAGCAGAAUGUGCACUGCAAGAGAAGAUUAAGAAGAAUAAAAUCUCCAAAGUUUUGUUUCUGGUGCAGAAGGCCUUACUUUCCUACAAGAAAGAUGCUACUAACAGAGGCACCAAAAAGCUGCUUGAGGAAGCUUUGGCUUUACUGGAGAAAGCAGGUGUUGAGGAGAAGCGGCUGGUCAGUGCUGCUGCUUCUGCAGAGAUGGGAUCAGGAGUGGAAGAAGGGUGUAGACCUCCUCCACCUCCUGUGCUGCUGGCACGUAGCAACCGAUCUCUAACUUUCACGCCAGCACCAUACGUGCUGGAGGAGCAGGUUUGCUGGUACCGUAUUUAUGGUAGAGAAGUCGAAGGUGUCAACCUGAAAGUGCGGAUUGGAGACUGCCACCUGGUUGGCACUGGUGAAACGAUUCCUUCUAGAGGAGAACGCUUGUUUUGCAUAACUGGCCUGGAGCCCAACCAGAAGUAUAUCUUUGCUGUGGCAGCCUACGACACUCAGGGCAAUCUGAUCGGAAGCAGUAUUGGAGAUACCACCAGGCCGGUGCUAGCUUCCCUCCCUCUUCCUCUGUUGACCGCCUGGGCACAUCUGGCUCAGGUGGCCUACCAAACAGGCCAGUAUGCACUAGCGAAGAAAGCCUGCAGUGAGAUUUGGAGCCACUUUACCCUCCCGCCCGUCGCAGACUCUGGAGCCUGUCAGGAAUCAGUGGAUGAGGAAGCUCCCGAGGGGCUCGCCCAGACGAAAUUGUGCCCAGAGACAUUGCAGCUCUCAUCUCCUCUUCUGCAGCAGCUUUUCCUCACCUCAAUCUUUAUGCAGACAGACAUCCACAUCCAGCAGAGAGCACUGUACUGUGACUCCCUCAGUGAUGGAAGCCCUUUGAUCUGGGGACAGGAGGCUAGACUUGUAGAGUGUGAGAGGAUGCUUGUGGCCAUAGAUCUGUCUCUACAUCUCAAUGACAGCAGUGCUGCCUUGCAGGCUGUGGUGAGCUGCUAUGGCCUCCUGGCACCUCUUAUCUUCUAUCAGAUCCCAUCAGACCCUGUGGUUCAGGUGCUGUUGAAGUGUCUGAUGGUGCUGCAGGAGAUUCCAGCUGCACUCAAACAGAAAAGGCCUGUGGCUACUACUGAAUCACUGUAUCAUAUGGUGGCCUGCAUCACACACUAUGUAGCCAAGGGCUUGCGAGCCUUGAAAGAGGACUGUAUGGCAUCUUCAGUGAUGGAACAGGGCAAGCAGCUCCUACUGGAGAUGAGCGAGAGUCUCCAGCAGCAUGACAAGAUACAGAAACACAAGAAGAAGUCAGUGGCUGCACAGGAGGGUGAACCUAGUGAGGAGCUGAAGGCUUUGACAUGUAGUGCUUUGAAGCAGCAUGAAAAAAUAGGAACAGUUGUAAACUGUGAUAAACCAGUCAGGAAGAGAGAAGGUAGAAAACCCAGAGAGAAGGGUCAUUCUGUCAUUCAGUCAAAUCAGGCCGCAGCAGAUGGUUUUGAUCAGGACCUCAGUGGAGAAGAGAACCGCAAAAUUCUGUACAAGGUCAUUGGUUCCAGCUCCCUCAGGAAUGCCUUCAGAACCGUGAUGAAGUUUAAACAGAUGUCUUGCUUCAUGGAGUUUGCUGCACUCCUGCUGCAGAAAGCUUUGCAAGAGGAUCAGUUGGAACUGCUAAUACAGUGGGGACGAGAAAUCUUCAGCUGGAUUAAGAGCCGAGAUGAAAGUUUGAUGUUGCCAAAGAAGCCUUACAGGAAAUUAAGGAAAGAUCAGAAGACGUUCACAUCAUCUGUCAUACAGUACUGUAAUAAAGUAAACAGAGUUUAUAAAAAGAAGAAUGAGUUGCAGAAGAAGAUUUCCAGCUCAGAAGACUGUGAGAAAGAGGUCAAGCCGGUGGAGACAAUGAUGAAACAGGGGGGUUCAGUGAGAAGGCACCAGCGGCGGAGGGUGAUGAGGCAGGUCUGCUCAGACGAGUUGCCCUGGCGAUGCCGUGCCAACCUGACGCUGGCUCAAGCACACCUGGUUCUGCUGAGCAAGAACUUAAAACUUCAUGUUGUAACACCUCUCGAGCUCUGUUACAGCAAGUUUUCUCUGCGCUUCUUCUCCUUGGCACAUACUGGAACACUGGUGAAAUGGAAUAAUAUUUCCCAACACACCAAACCUCCUGAGUUGAGCCCUUCAAUCCUCAAAGCCACCAUUCACAAAGCCAAGGAUACCAGUCAGGGAGCACCAGAUAUGAGUGGAGAGGGGUCUGGGGAAAGUGAAGCGGAGAGUGAGCUGGACACUCCACGCACACAACUGACCAGUGAUUCAGAAGGCAGUAAAACACCUGAAACUUCUAGACGCCACAUCCUCUUUAAGCCACUGGACACAAUCAACAAGGCGUCAGUACACCUCAGGAGAGCCAUGGUCUUGGCCUAUCGUGGAAGACUUUGGACAUCUCUGCAGUGGGUGUGUGAGAUCCUUUGGGACCAGUUCAACGCUAUUGCAUUUCUGGUGGAGUGUAGCCCGAGCUCUGAGACUCCCAGAACACUGACGCUGGAUCAGUUCUACACAGUGUUCACACCCCUGCUGGCUCUGGCUUCAGAGCUGCUCAUGGACAUGAUGGAGAAACUGCAGCAGUGGAAGGUGUAUGAUGAGGAAGGUGAAGAGCUGGAGGCCAGGCCUCUGAAUGAUGGAGCGCUGGUAGAUCUGAAGUGGAUGAGGAAUUUGGUGUUGCACACACUGGAGCUCCUCUUCUACCAGGCCAAAUGGGAAAAACUUGCUCAUCUUGCCUUGCUAUACAACUUUUAUACACAGGAACAUUACACUCAUAUGAUAACCCCUGUACUGGUAUAUGCUCAGAGAAGACUGCUGGAAAGAAUAAGCUACUUUGGAGGCCCUUCAGUCCCUCAGCCACACUUCACCUACACAGAGAUGGUCACUGGAGAAAAGGUGACCUGUAGGAAUUAUGCACACAAGCAGCUGCUCUUAAGUUCCAGUAUGGAGAGUUGGUGUGAGAGUACAGCAAGCAGUGCUGCCUCAGAACCUCUGGAGGUGGCAGAGAGGAAAAGAGCCAUGUGUGUGGUCUCUGUACCGCUGGACAUUGAUGACACACUGCGUUGUUUCAGAGAGUCCCUGACCAAGAAACGUCACACACUUCGUGCCUUCCAGCACAGCCGCACACUGAUCAUGGUUCUACUAGCUGACACACAGCACUCAAUAGAGGUGCCAUUCUGUAAGGAGUCGUGUCAUGGCUCACAGGGCAGAGUGGAGUUUAACAUAGCAGCCAGCACUGCCCCAUCCAUCGGUCCUCCAGACCUGUCCAAGGAAGACUUCAACUCUGUGGGCUCUGUGUACAGCUCGCCCCUAUCUCCCUCGCACAUCCAGACCGUCCUCUCCUCCUAUAGCAGCUCUAUCAAAUACCUUCAGGCAAAUAAUUAUAACUCACUGCAAGUUCAAGCUCUGCAUGACCUUGGGAACCUGCAUUUCUAUAUUGGAAAUCCAAAGGCUGCUCUCUCACAUUGGAGCAAGGCUCUGGACUGCUCCCUGCAGACCACAAAUGUGCUACAGUCCUGGGAUGGUGAUUCAUGGGGCCAUAACUCCUCUCAACAGCCCCUGAGGCAUGCUGGGAUAUGGGGCUGUUUCCAGGGUGCAUUGUUGUCUGCUAAGAUUGCUCAGUAUAUCUUAACAUCUAAUAUAAGCCAACGAACAAACUGCUGCCUUCUCUCCGCAAAGCUCUUUAAGUGUCUGUUGAGGGCGUCCCUGCCUCAUCCUGAAAAUGAUUUGGAAUACGCUUCUUACACGCUGAAUACGGAGCUCAUCCCUGGGGUUAAUAUCUUCUCAGAGUCGGACCAGACUCUCGUCGGUUGCACUGUGGCCAGCCUGGGCUUUCUGUGUCACUGGCUCUACACCUCAGGACAUCAGCUCUCAGCACUUCCUCUUCUGGCUCUUUACCAAUAUGUAGUCAGCAAAGUGUGUAGGCACCCCCAUCUCACUGCAGGAUGCAGAAUACUGAAGGUAAAGAUGUUGACUGAGCUGCGCCUGUUUGCCGAGGCAGUGAAAGAGAUGCACAGUGUCAGUGAUGGAGAGGAAGUCCCCAUGCCUCACAACAGCUACACUAGAGCAGAGAAAGCUUCGACAUGGAAGAAGUUCAGUAAUUAUAAACCUCUCACGGAUCCUUGUAAUCUUGAGGUUCUGGAGGAGCUGGUGAACAAGAGACCUGGUGAAGACUUCAUGGCUUUGUAUGGAACCAAACUGACCUGCCGACUCCAUCUGGCCAGACUUCAGCUCAUCUUGGCCAUGUGUAGUACGAUUCAUGACCUACCUGAGCCAUUUACAGAGGUUUUGGAGACACAGGUGAGGAGCUCCAUUACCCCCAGCCUGCGCGACUCCAGCAGUGACGGGUCUCCCAGCAGCCCCUCCAUGACGAAUGAGGAGCCCAAAGACCUCCAGCUCCAGCUCCAAAAAGACACACUUACUCCAGGACAAGUCAAGGCUCUGCUACUGAAAGAGAUCUUCAGCCAGCUCAAUUCUGAGCUAUUUGCCCUUCAGCACAUCCAUACAGACCCUGAGGAGCUGGAGCUGGCUGUGGAGAUCAGACUGCUGCUGUCCAGUCUCAACCUGCAGCAGGGAAAAGCUGCCUCCAGUGCAGAUCAAGCGGCGUCUGCUCUCAGGUUACUGCAGGACUCUCCCUUGCUCCAGAAUGAGAGUAUCCAACAACUGCCACCCAGAUGCCCUUCUUCUGUGCUUAAGCAGUCCAGUACCAGAGCCGAACAUGAGCAGCUGUAUGAGCCAAAGGCAGAUACCGGGCCUCAGCUAGGGGACAUGCCCGCUGCAGUGGAAGCUUUAGAGCGCAUGGGUCGCUCACUAUGGCUCCGCUGCACACUGGCUGUGGUCCAGAGCCUCACUGCUCACAUCCCUGGCACUGUCAUCUACCCAGGUGUGGACAGCAGUGCGGAGGCGGACAGAUUGAUAAAACAAGGCCUAGCUGAGGCUGAGGCCUGGGGAGACCCAGACACUCAGGCCCUGCUGCUCCUGCAGGAGGUUGCGCUGAACACACACUGUGGUCGAGCGCCGGAGGAGAACGCCUCCAUACUGCAGGAGGCAGUAAGUCUGCUGUCUGGCCGUAAUACCCUUUCUCUGCAUUCUGGUCUGUCCCUUGCUAAGGCCACUCUGCUGCUGAGUGAACUGAGGGGCUCAGAUGGUCAGCCGCUUUACUUGCUCACUCAGAAACUACUGCAGCAGCAGCUGAAGACACUGGGGGAGUGUGGAGUGCAGAAGGCACUGGGAGAACUGGGGCCGCUCUCCACUCCAGCCUGGAGGAACAUUUACCGCCCACAGCUCCCUCUACUGGCCAGGACAACUAUGCGCUUGGGUCAGUGUUUGGCCCUGCAGGCCAUGGUGAGCUCAUCAGAAGAGGAUGAACAACGCUCGAAUCUGUGGUUAUUGGCUCAGGAGGAGCUACAUUCUGCACUCAUCAUCUCACGGGCCUCGGCUAGCAGGGACCCCCAGCUGGAGGCUGAUAUCCUGUACCUCAAAGGAACUGUGGGGAGGAUCCGGAUGUCACUAGGCACACUCAGACACCAGGCAGUGGUAGAAACCUUCCUGGAGAGCAUCACACUGACUCAUUCUCACAGCCACAGUCUUCAGUUGAUCCACAUGUGCUAUAUGGAGAUGGCUCUAAUAUACCUACAGCAGUGGCAAAAUACCACCACUGACCUUCCGAAACCUGCUGAAUCUGACGAGUGCUCAGACUGGACUCAUGUGCCACAGAGUCACUUACUUCUUUUCUGGGUGUGUCUGAGAGCCGCUGCAAGGACAAUGGAAGUGUUCACAAAUCAUGGCCAGUUGUGUGGCAUCACUACAGCAACAGAAGGCCCACUUCCUCUUACAUCUCUCAAAGCUCUUGCUGAUUUUGCCUCCAAUGAUCUACUCAGUCCUUGCGGUGGGAUGGAGGAGCCCGUGUUAGUUCACCCCAGUUCUGCUCCAGAUAUGGACAGUGAGCUGAAAGUCGAGAGAUGCCCUGAGAUCACCUGGGUGCACCUCUCCCGCUACUAUACACACCUGCUCAAUCUGAGGCACAUCUCCACACACCCAAUGGCAGGGCAGUGUGUGGAGGAGUUUAUGUCUCCAGCUGGUGAUUCGAAUUUAACUCUCAGACUCACUCAGUUACACACCUUCUUCAGUGAUCACCUAGCAGCUUACAAAGAGAAGUGUGUUAUACCUGAUCCUCCAUCUGCCCUCAUUCUGGAGCCUCAGAAUAUACAGGUUCAUCAUCCCCAGCAGAUGGUGUCAGACCUGUAUCCAUGGGCCACACUGAACACACACCAGCUCUGCGUUCAGUGGCAUCGACCCACGCUGACAAGCAGUGGACUAGCAGGCAAAACGAUAAUGCUGGUCUUUGCGCUGAAUAAAGCACCGAUGUCUGACACGCAGCCCAACAUGCCGGCUGCCGCUGACAUACAGGCUGGACACAGACUUAUCUCUACAGACAGUUUGAAAGCGAUCCAUGCCCAGCUGAUCUCAGUGUGUGUGGAGGCUGAGGUGGAUCUGAGUGUGUCUGCCUCUACACCCAGCAUGACCACCUCUGUCAGCUGCAUACAGGAGAACAAACAUGGCAGCAGGACCCCUGUUAAAGCCAGUACCAGCACACAGCAACAGAUGCUGCUGGAGAAAACCAGGCAUAUCUGUACUGAGAUAAGAAAUCUGCUGAAGCCUGAUUUAAAAGCAAAUCCUAUCACAAAGGUACCUUUUGAGCCAAGUGUACAGAUCUUGUGCGACCUGGAGCGCUGCUUUAACCCUGCAUCAGGAGCCACUUUGGAGGACAGAGCACUAAGUGACUGGCUCUUCUCUCUCCUCACCUGACACUACAACAACUCAAAGACACCAAAGUGGCAGCUGUCUUAAAGGAAUACGCCAGUGUUUUUCAAACUAAUCUCUAGCUACUAGAUCAUAAGCAUGUGUGUGAUUAUCAUAGAUAUUCAACAAAUUUCCCUACACUGGGAAAAAAAAACCCUGAAAACCAGUUUUCAUCUAGAAAUGUUUUGAGUAAAGAGCUUUUCUGUUUACUCCUUUUCUCGGUACAGGGAAACAUCAAAAUAUUUGAAUGUGGUAGUCAACCAUAUAGUUAAAAAAAUUCUAGAGAAUUCCUUUAAGAUUCCUUUAAAAUCUUACAUAAUAUACACUGAAAUCGAAUGCCAUGUUUGCCAAAUAAAUAGGAAAUUAUUCACAA
Pangasianodon hypophthalmus (striped catfish) is the source of this 9553-nucleotide messenger RNA. RefSeq names its product cilia and flagella associated protein 54 (gene cfap54). Gene Ontology annotation, molecular function: protein binding. Gene Ontology annotation, biological process: cilium assembly. The record is from RefSeq and is a predicted model, not a curated record. Bases 37 to 9186 code for a protein of 3049 amino acids. Lineage: Eukaryota; Metazoa; Chordata; Actinopteri; Siluriformes; Pangasiidae. The transcript has 69 exons.